UCAGUGUAUAAGAAAUUAUAUAUAUUUUUAAAAAGUGAUUCCUAUUGUUACGGUGUAUGUGUAUAGUGUGCUUAGUGCCCAAUAGUGCCUGUUAUAUAUUUUUUUUCGUGUAUAUUCGAGAAAAUUGAAGAUAUUUACUAAUAAAAAUAUAUUUAUAUUAUAAUAAUUAAAAGAAGUAGAAAGGUGAAAAUAUUUCUCUAAAAUAAGAUUUGAAAUGGCGAUAUAAGUAUAGUCGAGUUGGAUAUUUUUAACGGUAAAAAAAAUGUUGUGUAGUGUAUAUUUAUAACCUGACAGUUUACAAAGAGAAAUAUGUCAGAGUUAGAAAUGGAUUCUGGAGCAUUGGAAGCUGAGGAGAAUUGUGAAUCUCUCGAUGAAAAUGAUAUUAUUGAUGUUGAUUCAAUGGAUCUUGAGGACAAUGAUCGUUGGUUGUGUGAUUAUAAUCAAUGUUCAUCGGAGUCAAGAGUUCACGAUUUGUACGCAUGGCUUAAAUCGGAUCCAUCAGAAUCUCAAUCACACACGAAUGUUCUGAAGAAAUCCAUAGACACAAGGACAUUUACUAGAGUUAAACGACGAACCAAUAGAAUGAGUUUCGACGCAAUAAUGGAAUCGUUAGCAACUCCGGCGCGAGUUUCAACUGAAUCACCUAAAGUUCCGGGUCAAUUUCGAAUGGACGAAGUGACACCACAGAAAUUAAUGGAAGUUCCAGCAAUGUUAAGACCAAAAAAUUCCCUAAUUGCUCAUUCACAAGCGGGUUCAAUGAAUCAGGAGAGUCUCGAAAUAUUUUUAAAUCUCUCACAAUCGAAUUCAGAAUUUUCCGAAAUAAUGAACGAAUCACAGCCAUCGCUAUUGUAUUCGUCGAUAAUAUCGAAUAAUGCCGAUGAAACGACAUUCAAACGAAACGAAUCACUCUGCGAUAUGGAUUCGGGAAUUCUCUCCGAAUCAAUGAUGCAAGCGAGUAUAUUUCAAGAGUCAUUGAAUAUUAACAGUUUCACGGAACACAAUUACGAUAAUAAUGAUGAUGAUGAUAUUGAUGUUGAUGUGUGUGCUGAUAAUUUGAAACGUACUUUAAAUUUACUUUGCGCCAAUCCUUUGGAUGAGACGAAAAUUUACACCAGCCCACAAGGCGUGAAUAAAAAUUGUCCGAGUCCAAAUUUUGAUGAAACGAAAAUUUGCACGAGUCCACAUAAUCGGACAUUAACUGCUGGCAAUUCUUUGGAUAUGACAAAAGUUCACGUCAGUCCUUUGAAUGAGACGAAAAUUUGUGAGAAUACUUUCGACGCGACGAGGGAAAAUAUUGGUCAUUUUGAUUCGAGAAAACUUGAAUGCAGUCCUAUGGAGAGGACGUUCAUUAAUGAGAGGCAUUCACCGGCAUUGAGUUUCACGGAAAAGGCAAGUUCCACUCUACACGAAGAAAAAGCGUUCUCGCCACUAUUUAUGUCAAAGCACGAAUUCGACACAUCAACACCAGAGGAGGGAAAAUUGGCCCUUUUUGAAAAAUUCGACAAUUUGAAUGCAACAAAAAUCAACGAAAAUUCAAUGGAGAAUGCAUUGAUUGACGCCGAUAUGACAUUCAACGUGAAACGUCUAUCAUGUCAAACAUUCAUCGAUAAUUCAAAUUCAAUUUUAAAUCGCAAUAUAAAUAAUAAUAAUAGUUCAACGAAAAUAAAUCCAACUAGUCUUCGACAGGAAUUACUCGAGGAAGUUGAAAGAAGUUGUUCGAAAAAUUCCCAUGAAUUAGAAUCAAAGAUGAUGACGAAGAAGAAGGAAUUGAAUACAACUUAUGAAAAUUCCUCGGAAGUAUUGUCGGCGCCAAUUGAUUAUUACAAAACAUAUAAAAAGGAUAGUUUGAAGAAAAUCAAGGAAAAUAUUUCAAUUGGUAGGUUUCAAACUUUUCGUAAAACAACAAAUAGAGAUGAGACAUUUAUGAAGAAAGAUGAUGAUGAGGAAGUUAAUGCGACAUUUUCCAAAAAUGAUGAAAGGCAAAAUUUCGAUGCCACUUAUUCUUCGAAUGAAAUUUUAACCGACGAUACGACUUUUUCGAAAAAUCAACAAGUGCCGGAGAAAAUUGUUAAUUCGACAUUUUGCAAACCGAUGAAAAAGGCGGAAAUUCCUGCCGAGCCAGAGCAGCAGAAUUCGACGUUCGUGAAACCAAAACUGCGGAAAUUGCCAUCGCCGAAGAGUUUCUCGCGACUUCCGCAAUUUUUGCAAAAAUCAAAUCCGAACAUUCCAACUUCGAAUGCAUUGCGAACGUUGAAGCCGCCGGGGAGUUUUGCCUACGCGAAAGGCUCGCAGCCGAAUAUACCGAGGAAUUUGGGUUUAUAUGCACUUGGUAAAUAUAAGAGUGAAACGGAUCAGAGAAUAAUUGGCGCGAUGAGGAAUUCAACGGAACAAAUUGGCAAUGCUGGUGGGUCAACGGAAAGUAUUGAGAGUACACAAAGUGCGCCCGAUUUGGACGAUCGAUUGAGCGUCUGCUCGGACAGUAGUCGGAGUUCUUAUACAAUUUCCACCACUGCGAGGACAAUCGUCAGACAAUCGAAUGUCACCAAUUCAAGGCUCAUGCAGAAAUUUAUUCCACAUGGUCUAAAUCCAGAAUCGACGCCAAAACCAAAUAGACAAAUUCUUGAAAACACCUGGAUGCAGUCGGAGAAGGAUUUACCGUCGCCAAUUUUAAAGAAUAAUAUCGAGAGUCUGCAAAGCAAUAUUUUGUCGGAUAAUAAUAUAAAGUCAAGUUCACCUCUUCUCAGUCCUUGUGGUUCCAGUGAAAAUAUUAAUUCUCUAGAUAUUGUUAAAAACAAUGUUCAAGAGAUGAAAACGGCAACAGUAGAAGAGAAAUUAACAAUAAAGGCGCCUAAUGUUUCGUCGAAUCGUCCGAAGAGUCCAGUCGAAUCGAAAUUAAAAUUAAGGCCCCCGACGAACUACAAUGCGACGAGACCUGCGAGUGUCGCCAGUGGAAUUCCAAGACCAACAUCACGGAUUCCAGCGCCAAAAUUCACACGACCACUUUCACGAAUUCAGGACCCAAAGAAAGGCUGAUGAAAAAAAAUGCUCAAUAUUGGCUUUUUUUCCCUUCUUCUCCUAAUUUAAGGGCAUAUUCCCAAAAAAUGAAAUUUAUAUAUUUUUCUACGAUUUUUCGUAAAAUGUAAUAAUUCAUUUUCUUUUUUGCGGUUCGUCCGAUAGAAAGUUUUCUCACAAAUAUCUCGUUUCUUCGAAGGAACGUAAAAAUCAAUUUAAAGAAUUUGUUUUUUUUUUUUUUGCAGAAAAUUAUUUUGUCGACUUUUCGAAAGUUGAUAUUGUGUUUAUAUUUUACGAAUUGACUUUUUUUUAUUAUUUUUUUUUCUUAAAGAAAGAUGGUUGUGAUUUUUGAUAUGAAAUUUGUAUAUUAAAAUGGUAUGAAAGUUUUUUUUUUUAUUUCCAGUUUCAUUUAAUUUAUUUGCUGG
Leptopilina heterotoma is the source of this 3437-nucleotide messenger RNA. RefSeq lists its product as uncharacterized. NCBI's taxonomy places the organism in Eukaryota, Metazoa, Arthropoda, Insecta, Hymenoptera, Figitidae. The transcript is spliced from 9 exons. Bases 310 to 3033 code for a protein of 907 amino acids. The record is from RefSeq and is a predicted model, not a curated record.